This is a messenger RNA of Cooperia oncophora, 1380 nucleotides long. NCBI's taxonomy places the organism in Eukaryota, Metazoa, Nematoda, Chromadorea, Rhabditida, Trichostrongylidae. The record is from the annotation of a GenBank genome assembly.
AUGGUGGCGUGGACGACGACUCCGUGGACAUUGCCUAGUAAUCUUGCCCUUUGUUUACAUCCAGAUCUAGACUACGUUAUUGUGAAAGAUCCGUCGAAUGGCUUGGAAUAUGUUGUAUUGGAGGAACGUUUGUUCGAGCUGAAGAAUGAUAACUUAGAGGUCUUGGAGAAGGUGAAAGGUCGUUCCUUCGAAGGAAAAACAUACAAUCCACUGUUCCCAUAUUUCACCUACAUGAAAGCCGAGAAGAACGCAUUCCGCGUUCUUUGCAACACUUUUGUCACCACUGAUCAGGGUACUGGUAUUGUACAUCAAGCUCCAUAUUUUGGAGAAAUUGAUCACCAAACCUGCCUCGAAAAUGGAAUAAUCACAAAGGAUAUGAAGAUCAUAUGCCCUGUGGACGAAAGUGGCCGGUUCACUGAGGAAGUGAGCGAUUUCGCAGGAAUGUAUGUGAAAGAUGCUGAUAAGCUGAUUUGCAAGCGAUUGAAGGAGAGCGGAAAUCUUAUCAAACAAGGAGAAGUACUGAGAUUACCGGUCCCUAAUUUUGUAAAAGAGAAGCGCUUUGCAAACUGGUUACGAGAUGCCCGGGAUUGGGCAGUAUCUCGUAAUCGCUUUUGGGGAACUCCAAUUAAUUUGUGGGUGAGCGACGAUCUGGAAGAGAUUGUGUGUCCCUCGAGUAUAGCCGAACUUGAGCGACUCACUGGUACCAAAAUCACCGAUAUCCAUCGAGAAAGUGUCGACCAUCUCACCAUUCCUUCCAAGACAGGUCGUGGAGUUCUGAAGCGAGUUAGCGAGAACAAGAAAAUGUUUGAAGAUAACUUCCCGGCUGAUUUCAUUGCUGAAGGAAUCGAUCAGACGCGAGGAUGGUUCUAUACACUUCUCGUACUAUCCACUGCUCUCUUCAAUAAGCCACCAUUCAAGAACCUCAUUUGCAAUGGACUUGUGCUUGCCUCUGAUGGCAACAAGAUGUCCAAGCGUAAGAAGAAUUAUCCAGACCCGAUUGAAGUUGUACAAAAAUACGGUGCAGACGCACUCCGCCUGUAUCUUAUCAACUCCCCUGUGGUACGGGGAGAGAAUCUCCGUUUCAGAGAGGAAGGAGUGCGUGAUUUGCUGAAAGAUGUUUUCUUGCCGUGGUUCAACGCAUUCCGAUUUUUCGUGCAAAACGUUCAACUUUACGAACAUGGUAGUGGGAAAGUAUUCUCGAUGAAAGAAAUGAAGAGCGAAAAUGUAAUGGAUAGGUGGAUUGAAUCGUUUACCAACAGUUUGGUGCGGUUUGUCCGCAAGGAGAUGGCCGAAUACCGGCUUUAUGCGGUGGUAACUCCUCUUACGAGGUUCUUCGACACAUUAACUAACUUGCUACAUCCGUUUGAACCGAAAGAAUAA